UGGCAACAGUCAAUGUGGAUUAUAGGAGCAGUGUUUGGUCACGUGCUCCUCUACAGGCGUGAGGAAACAGAGAGUAAUCGCACAACGUUGUGACAAGAGUGGGCGCUGACUGUAUCGGGCUUCAACAACAACAGCAGGUCAAGAUGAAGAGUCUGGUCGGGUAUUGCGCGCUCAUCUCGAUGUUUCUUUUGAGCUGCAGUGGACAGGCUGAGAAACGCCAAUGGAUUUCGCCUAAAGGCACAGACUGCACACAGAUUAAGGUUCUCUUGCCACAAGCAUCCAGUGGGGUUUAUUGGAUCCAGCCUUCUAAAGCCAAGCCCCCGUUCAAGGUGUUCUGUGAAAUGCGGCAAGACGGCGGCUGGACGGUGGUUCAGAAGCGCAGUGGAGGAGCGGUUUCCUUCAACAGGAAAUGGGCAGCAUAUAGAAUGGGUUUUGGAAACUACGCUAAGGACUACUGGCUGGGUCUGAAGAUGGUUUCCUCUCUGACCAAGACCAAGACGUGGACCCUAAGGGUCGAUCUGUGGGACCACACUAAUGCCACUGCUUUCGCCGAGUAUAAAAACUUCAGGUUGGGCGGUGAAAGAGAAGCUUUCAAACUGCAUGUCGGGGAAUACAGAGGAGAUGCAGGUGAUGCCAUCCGUGGUGCCUAUUCAGGCAUCGACCAGAACAGCUUUGGCUUCAGCACCGCCGACCGCGACAACGACGGCUGCCGCCCAUGCAUCUUUGGUGACAUUGCUCAAAAUGCUUGUAUCUCUUCAAACGGUGGUGGCUGGUGGUACAGCCGCUGUGGCUCUGCCAGCCUGAACGGAGAAUGGCAUCCUUAUGGUGAACACAUCGGGUGGGCGUCAGGCCUCCACUGGAGAACCUGGAAAGGUCAUGCGUCGUACUCCAUGAAGGCCACCAGAAUGAUGAUCAAGUCUGUGUGAGAGGAGCAGACCCUCAUUUAACUUCAUACUGGCUUUUCUAGUCGCACAUCAAGGCUGUAUUAAGGAAAGUCCACGUACAGAGCACAGUUUGUAAAGGCUAAGUGCAUUGAUUCCAUUGUUAAACACCUGCGUAUGAAGAUAUACAUAUACAAUAAACAUAUUUGUUUGCAGAACCCUU
Messenger RNA from Cyclopterus lumpus (lumpfish), 1104 nucleotides. Its product is annotated as fibrinogen-like protein 1. Bases 144 to 926 code for a protein of 260 amino acids. Gene Ontology annotation, molecular function: receptor tyrosine kinase binding. NCBI's taxonomy places the organism in Eukaryota, Metazoa, Chordata, Actinopteri, Perciformes, Cyclopteridae. The transcript is spliced from 7 exons. The record is from RefSeq and is a predicted model, not a curated record. Gene Ontology annotation, biological process: Tie signaling pathway; angiogenesis.